AGGGGGAGUAGGAGAGGAGUGUUAAACUUAGGCAAAAGAUGAGGAACUUCUGAUCCUGGCAUAAUACACUUCCUAUAUCCUCGCUGAACUAGUCCUUACCUGGGGAAGGAGGACCAAAAAGGGUAACUCAGAGAAGAACUUAGCUCCAAACGUAGAUAAACAAUCCAAAUCAACAGUGUUCAGUGGUUGGGGCAGUCUGGGGGUUAAAUCUCUAAUACUUAAAGUUCUGGCUAAGUAUAAAGAGGCCAUAAGAUCUAAUCUAAAACUUUUAAGCGCCACCAGUAGCAUCAUGAUAAGGGAUUAGACAGCACAGCUGCGUACCACGCGCUGCAGCGUGUGUGUUACCUUGACUGGAUGAAGACUGCAGCUUCCAGGUAUCAGUGAGGCUCGACUGUGUGCUUUAAGUGAUUCUUUAUCACAGCAGAUACUUUGAGCUACAUAUUUGUCCAGAAAUAUGUCCAGCAAGUGGAAAUUAUUUUUAUUAAUGUUUUAUUAAUGGUAGAUAUUGCAAUUAGACAUGCACAAGAAAUUACUGUAUAAAAGGUUUCAUAUUAUCCAGAUAUGAAUUCUGAGUCGCUUCCAAAAAGUGAAAGCAGCACUAAGUCUCCAUGGCCACUGGCCUCUGAGCAUGCGCCGUAAGCAUUUUAAGUUUCAUCAAUGCGUGUAGUUGCUGGACAUGGUACAAACCUUCGCAGGGUUAUCAUAUAUGGCUUCUUGUGCAGUUGGGGGAAUCCUAACUUGUUUACUAGCAAGUUCUUAACAUGAAAAUCUCGUUGAUAGCUUAACUCUUUUUUCUGUGUUGGGUAAAACUAUGGAUGCUGGUAGCAAGGUUUAUGCUACAGGCUUAGCAACUAUACUGCUUAGUCUUGAAAGUACAGUGGCACAUGGUGCAGCAUGUGGUUAUGGGCAAAAGGAACUUAAUGAACUGUAUUAAAAUAUUUUACAAGAGUUUCUCUAAAACGCUGAAAUGCUCCGUUAAAAAGCUGAAGAAAGUUGUUUUGUGGUUUCAAAGUGCCCUUUGGGUUGACCUCCUGCCAGGAACACCACACCUGAGUGCAGGGACUCCAGUUUUACAAACUGUUUUCUGAACAGGUAGUGAUGUUUUGAGGCACUAGCAGAAAGAGGAGAGAAGAUUAUCACCAUCAGCCUGAUUCUCAGGAAUCAGCUGCUGGGCAGGGGAAGUCCCGUCCUACCUGUGAAGCAUCAUGUGUCUGCCAAUGGGAUUGUCUCUGUUUCUUCAGAUGCAAAGAAGCACCGCGGGAGACGUUCUGUUCCUUCAGAAUAACUGGACCCACUGGCAAGAAGCAGCUACACUGAGCACCAAACGAGGAAACCGUUUCCAAGUUAUCAAAACAUGCUGUUGAACUAAAUUUUGCAGCUGCGUUUUUAAAUGUACCAUGGGAUGUAUCAAAUCCAAGGAUGCCUUUUCCGGUUCAAGUGCUAUCCAGGAUGAGAGGAUCGGGGAAGGUAACGAAGGAUGCACCGGGGAGAAAUCAUCACUGAUAGCACUGGACGAGAAAGGUCCAUCCAGCUCCUUAGUGCUGGACUAUGCCCACCAGCUCUCCCGGGAGAUUCUUGAUCAGGCCAUGAAACAGUGGGCAGUGACUGAAAGCAAAUACAGCGACAUCCCUUUUAUUGAAAGCGAUGUGCCUGAGCCCUGACUGGCGAGGACCGUACUCACAGUGAGUGUCCCAUCUGUUAAGCAGUCGGCGUUUGGUACUAGUGCAAAUAAAGUAAAAUCAGCAAUGAUUUGAGCGUAAUGCCACUAUAUGAAUGUGUCUGGAAGGGAGGCUGAAAUAAAAUGCCUUUUAAUCUACA
Molecule: messenger RNA, 1818 nt
Organism: Struthio camelus australis
Lineage: Eukaryota; Metazoa; Chordata; Aves; Struthioniformes; Struthionidae
Source: RefSeq, a predicted model, not a curated record